AUGGACGGCGUGGACCGCCUCAGCGCGCUCCCGGACGACGUCCUGAACCACAUCGUCUCCUUCCUGCCGUCCGACGACGCGGUCCGGACCUCCGUGCUCGCCCGGCGCUGGCGCCACCUCUGGAGGUCCACGCGCGCCCUGCGCCUCGCCGCCCGGAGAAGGCGGCGGGCCGACUGGACGCCGUGGUCGCUCAACAGCUUCGUCAACACCUUCCUUCUCCUCCGCGGCGGCGCGCCACUGGACGAGUUCGAGAUCCGCUGCGGCGAGAUCUCCGGCGGCGAGUACGACGAGCACAGCGGCGACGACGAGCCCUACAGCGUGAGGGAUAGGCGCAAUGCCGAGCUGUCCCGCUUCGCCGCGCCAUGGAUCCGCCACGCCCUCUCCUUCUGCCAGGCCCGGGCGCUCAGGCUCUCCGUCCACUCCUGGAAGCAGCGCCUCCGGAUCGCCGACGUGCUCUUCGCCUCGAGCGUGCUCAGCACGGUGGAGCUCGCUUACGCCAAGCUCACGUUCCGCUCCCUGGACUUCUCGCGGUGCCCGGCGCUGGAGUCCCUGGAGCUCAUGCGCUGCAAGGUCGAAGUCGACAGGAUCCUGUCCCCGUCGCUGAGGCGUCUCACCGUCCGUGGAUGCGAUUUCCAUGGCGAGAACCGCACCCGGAUCUCGACUCCUCGGGUCAUCUCGUUGCAGCUGUCUGUGAAUUCUGGCAGGGCUCCUGUUCUUGAGAAGAUGCCGCUGCUGGAGGCAGCAAGUGUCAGGUUCCUGGACGAUCUGCAUAUGUGCCACGAUAUCUGUCAGCGUAAAAGUAGCAAUGGGGAUUGUGGUUACGCGUCGUAUGGUCCCGACGAGGACGACGAGAACGUGGAUUCAGAUAGUGACUACUGGUGGUAG
Panicum virgatum (switchgrass) is the source of this 885-nucleotide messenger RNA. Its product is annotated as putative F-box/LRR-repeat protein At5g02700. The record is from RefSeq and is a predicted model, not a curated record. The transcript is spliced from 2 exons. Gene Ontology annotation, molecular function: protein binding. Bases 1 to 885 code for a protein of 294 amino acids. Lineage: Eukaryota; Viridiplantae; Streptophyta; Magnoliopsida; Poales; Poaceae.